This is a messenger RNA of Orcinus orca (killer whale), 1475 nucleotides long. It is a transcript of the gene PNPLA4, whose product is annotated as patatin like phospholipase domain containing 4. Gene Ontology annotation, cellular component: membrane; lipid droplet; cytoplasm. The transcript has 6 exons. Gene Ontology annotation, molecular function: triacylglycerol lipase activity; retinyl-palmitate esterase activity. The record is from RefSeq and is a predicted model, not a curated record. Bases 639 to 1148 code for a protein of 169 amino acids. NCBI's taxonomy places the organism in Eukaryota, Metazoa, Chordata, Mammalia, Artiodactyla, Delphinidae. Gene Ontology annotation, biological process: lipid homeostasis; triglyceride catabolic process.
CAGUCCCAGGAAGGCAGGGGCUCUGUGUAUCUCACGCUCAGCCAUUGAAUCCCACUUCCUAGCCCACCGCCUGGUGCCCAGUAGGUUGCUGAAUGGAUGAACUAAUAAAUGAAAGAUAGACCUGGGUUUAAAUCCUGGCACUGACACUCAUUUUCGAUGGCACAGUGGGAAAGAUACUUAACCCUCCAAACGUCAGUUUCCUUACCCGUCCAGUGCGGUGACCAUACCCACCUUGCAUUGUUAUAUGAAGACGAGGCAACAGAGGCCACAUCAGUGGAUUCCAGCACUGGCUGCCUGUUAGCCCCGACUGGGGGGACUUUUGUGAAAGACCAGUGCCCCAGGCUAAUCUCCAAAGACUCUGACCCGGUAGAGUCAUCGCAAGCCCUUUCUCUGUUGUUGGUGGUGGUGUGAAUCGUCGGCACUGCUGUAGAGCUGCAGUCCGAACGUUCCAGAGGCCACAGGAUUGGUGUGGGUGAGGAAUUUAAUUAUGUUGGAGAGGCCUGUAGAGAAAUGUGCUCAGUUACAAUUGGAACCCAGCCGUCAAGGAUUUUCCACAGGAAUGUAACGAGUUUACCUACAGUUUUGCCGAAGAAAUCCGAAGGCAGACUUUCGGGGCAGUGACACCCGGCUAUGAUUUCAUGGCCCGAUUGAGGAGCGGAGUGGAGGCGAUUCUCCCUCCCAACGCGCACGAGCUGGCUCACAACCGCCUGCACGUCUCCAUCACCAACACCAAGACCAGAGAAAACUACUUAGUCUCCAGUUUUCCCUCCCGGGAGGACCUCCUUAAGGUCCUGUUAGCCAGCAGCUUUGUGCCCAUUUAUGCAGGACUAAAACCAGUGGAAUACAAAGGGCAGAAAUGGGUAGACGGAUGCUUUACCAACAGCCUGCCCCUCCUGCCUGUAGGCCGGACAGUGACCGUCUCAGCAUUCAGCGGGAGAGUGGACAUCUCCCCGCAGGACGAAGGGCAGCUGGAUUUCUAUGUGACCAUAGGCAAGCAGGACAUACUGCUGUCCGCGGCAAACCUGGUGAGGCUUCACCAAGCCCUUUUCCCACCAAGCGAGACGAUAAUGGAAUCACUAUAUCGUCGUGGCUUUGAUGACACCAUCAAGUUUUUACUUAAAGAAAGUUGGUUUGAAUACAACGCUUAAAACUUUACAACGCAAAACACAUUUCAGACCGUUCUUGAUGGAGGUCUCUAAUCCUUUUUUAAAAGCCUAUCAUAACUCUCUGUUUUGUUAUUAGUUUUUGUAAUAUUUGUAAUUUUUAAAUCAUUACUUGGUGCAAGGAAAUGAGGCAUUUUGGUUGAAUUUGGCAGCGUCAUUAAGAAGGUUACACUCAGGUGAUAAGGAAUCGUUGUAAGAGAACCACCACAUCCUUUGAAAGCCCGCUGGGAAUGUAAGGGGUUCUCUGGGGAAACCGUGGAAUGCUCAAAAUGAGGUUCGUGGUGCACACAUUCUCUGCACGGAUAACGUGGC